AUGGAUUUGAAGUCAGACAAGUUUAUAAAGAAUGAUACCGACACUCUGAGUGUCUCCGCUAGCAAAGAACAUGGAGCAUAUUCAUCGGCGGUUCGAGAUUGGAGAGAUUCAUUCAAGCGGCAGGAUCUGUUGGAAAUGCCUGAUGCUUUGGAAUACAACGAUUUGACCGAAAGAGAGAAAACUCAAUUAAAACUAGCUUCACAGCCCUAUAAAAAGGUGCUCAGCCAGAGACAUUUGACCAUGAUUUCCAUUGGUGGUACUUUGGGUACGGGGCUUUUUAUUGGUCUGGGUGCAGCUUUGACUUCUGGUCCUGCUGCUUUACUGAUUGGUUACCUAUUGGUGGGUGCUUCAAUGUUUUGUGUUAUUCAAAGUGCGUCCGAGCUUGCUUGCCAGUUUCCAGUCACCGGAUCAUAUUCAUCUCAUGUCACGCGAUUUGUAGAUGAGUCAGUGGGCUUCACGGUAGGUACAAACUAUACUUUGGCUUGGUUAGUACUGUUCCCAAGCGAAUUAAUCGGUUGUUCACUCACAAUCAGUUAUUGGAACUCAACAAUUAAUCCGGCAGUGUGGGUAGCAAUUUUUCUGGUAUUUGUGUUAUGGAUUAAUCUUUUUGGUGUCAGGCUAUUCGCCGAGACAGAAUUUGUUCUAUCAAUAAUAAAAGUUUUAGCUAUCGUUAUCUUCAUCAUAAUUGGUAUCGUUUUGAUUGCAGGUGGCGGGCAAGAUUCCGGAGGGUACAUUGGUACUAGGUAUUGGCACGAUCCCGGUCCAUUUGCAAAACCGGUUUUUAAGAAUCUCUGUAACACCUUUGUGUCGGCAGCAUUUUCUUAUGGUGGUAGCGAGAUGGUUCUCUUGACCGGUACUGAAUCCAAGAAUAUUUCUUCAAUUGCUCGCGCCGCCAAAGGAACUUUUUACCGAAUCGCAAUAUUUUACAUUACCACGGUGGUAGUCAUCGGCUGUCUAGUGCCUUAUAAUGACCCUCGUCUGCUAAACGCAAGUAGUAGUGAAGACAUCUCAGCGUCUCCUUUUGUAAUUGCCUUGGGAAAUACAGGCUCUAUGGGCUCCAAAGUGUCCAAUUUCAUGAAUGCUAUCAUCUUGGUCUCAGUUGUGUCAGUCUGUAAUUCAACAGUCUAUGCAUCGUCUAGACUUAUACAAGCACUAGGUGCAGCGGGGCAUCUACCUGGAAUUUGUGGCUAUAUGGACAUGAAGGGGAGGCCUUUAGUUGGUAUUGCCAUCACAGGUGCGUUUGGUCUUCUAGGGUUUCUUGUCGCCACCAAUAAACAAAGUGAAGUUUUUACUUGGUUGUUCGCCUUGUGCUCAAUCGCUUCCUUCGUCACUUGGUUUUGUAUUUGUCUUGCUCAAGUCAGGUUCAGAUUAGCUAUGAAAGCUAGAAAGAGAUCCAAAGAACACAUUGCUUACAGGUCAAUGUUGGGUAUCUACGGCGGGAUCGCUGGCUGCAUUGUGAACUUUUUGUUGAUUGCCGGUGAGAUUUACGUUUCUGCAUGGCCCGUAGAUGGCAAGAGCUCAGCAGAAGGAUUUUUUGAGUAUGAUUUGAGUAUUCCUAUCAUGAUUAUCGUUUUCUUAGGCCACAAAAUAUACCGGAAUGACUGGAAGAACUGGUACGUGAAGAGACGAGAUAUGGAUCUUGACACUGGCUGCUCUAUAGAGAACUUGGAACUGUUUCAGUCGCAAAAAGAAUCUGAGAAAGAAGAUCUCGCAUGUAAGCCAUUAUACUAUAGAAUCUACAGAUUCUGGUGCUAG
Molecule: messenger RNA, 1755 nt
Organism: Torulaspora delbrueckii
Lineage: Eukaryota; Fungi; Ascomycota; Saccharomycetes; Saccharomycetales; Saccharomycetaceae
Product: amino acid permease
Exons: 1
Coding region: 1-1755 (584 amino acids)
Biological process (GO): amino acid transmembrane transport
Cellular component (GO): membrane
Molecular function (GO): amino acid transmembrane transporter activity
Source: RefSeq, a predicted model, not a curated record